Molecule: messenger RNA, 4997 nt
Organism: Leopardus geoffroyi (Geoffroy's cat)
Lineage: Eukaryota; Metazoa; Chordata; Mammalia; Carnivora; Felidae
Gene: TACR1
Product: tachykinin receptor 1
Exons: 5
Coding region: 844-2067 (407 amino acids)
Biological process (GO): G protein-coupled receptor signaling pathway; positive regulation of flagellated sperm motility
Cellular component (GO): sperm midpiece; plasma membrane
Molecular function (GO): substance P receptor activity
Source: RefSeq, a predicted model, not a curated record
UCCCACAGCAGGUAGCAGCAAAAGGCGUGGUGGCUGCGUUAGUGGAGUGAGACAGUUGCCAACAGCUGGUUCAGCUGCUGCCCUGAGCACCGGGACCGGCAGCCCAGGUACUGCCCCUUCCCGGUGACGUCUCUGCAGAGGGUUAUAAAAACCUUGCGCGCAGCCUACCGAGGUUCUGCUAACUCCCGAGCUGAGCAGGACCCGAGCCAAAGAGGCUCCUGAGAAGCUGCAGACCGCGGCGGCGGCGGCGGCAGCAGCAGCUGCAACAGAGCGAAAGCAAAGGAAAAAAUCUCCAGCCAGAUACGGGGCCCCAGAAUCCUGGCUAUAGACUCAGAACUUUUACAGGUCGCGUGGUGACGAACACACCCUUUUGCCCCCAGUCCUCCUGCAGAACAGGUUUUUUUUGUUUGUUUUUUGUUUUUUUGUUUUUUUGUUUUUUUUUUUUUGCAUUUCCAGCUGCAAGCAGGGGGAAUAGGAGUUGCAAAUAGCAGCAGGUGCAAAAAGGCGAGGGUCUCCUGCUUCCUGGAAGCGUGACCCCUGGGAUUUCCUUCUUUUUCCUAGUCCCACGCAGGAGAGACGCUGUCUCCGGAUUUCUGAACUCAAAUGCUUCCUGAAGCUUGAAAGUGGAGGAAUUCAGAGCCACGAGGAGCAGACAGCGCAUCUAGAAGCGUUUUAUCUUCUGAGAGCCAACUCUUCUGCUUGGAAGGAAAGAGUUCUGCCCAGAAAGAGCCUGCAGCCCUCCUGUCUUGGAUAAGCAGGACCCUGACCCCAGGCGUCAGCCUCAGGGCCUGCUGCAAAGGCAGGGUGUGUGCAGAGAAGAGGGCUUAACCGCCUAGCAGAGGAAUGGAUAACAUCCUCCAGGUUGACUCAGACCUCUUCCCAAACAUCUCCACCAACACCUCGGAGCCCAACCAGUUCGUGCAGCCGGCGUGGCAAAUUGUCCUUUGGGCAGCUGCCUAUACGGUCAUCGUGGUGACCUCCGUCGUGGGCAACGUGGUGGUGAUGUGGAUCAUCCUGGCCCACAAACGAAUGAGGACAGUGACGAACUAUUUCCUGGUGAACCUGGCUUUUGCAGAGGCAUCCAUGGCUGCGUUCAACACGGUGGUGAACUUCACCUAUGCUGUCCACAACGAAUGGUACUACGGCCUGUUCUACUGCAAGUUCCACAACUUCUUCCCCAUCGCCGCUGUCUUCGCCAGCAUCUAUUCCAUGACUGCUGUGGCCUUCGAUAGGUACAUGGCCAUCAUCCAUCCCCUCCAGCCCCGGUUGUCAGCCACGGCCACCAAGGUGGUCAUCUGUGUCAUCUGGGUCCUGGCUCUCCUGCUGGCCUUCCCCCAGGGCUACUAUUCGACCACGGAGACCAUGCCCAACAGAGUGGUGUGCAUGAUUGAAUGGCCAGAGCAUCCCAACAAGAUUUAUGAGAAAGUGUACCACAUCUGCGUAACUGUGCUGAUCUACUUCCUCCCCUUGCUGGUGAUUGGCUAUGCGUACACUGUUGUGGGAAUCACACUGUGGGCCAGCGAGAUCCCUGGGGACUCCUCUGACCGUUACCAUGAGCAGGUCUCUGCCAAGCGCAAGGUGGUCAAGAUGAUGAUCGUCGUGGUGUGCACCUUUGCCAUCUGCUGGCUGCCAUUCCACAUCUUCUUCCUCUUGCCCUACAUCAACCCUGAUCUCUACCUUGAGAAGUUUAUUCAGCAGGUCUACCUGGCCAUCAUGUGGCUGGCCAUGAGCUCCACCAUGUACAAUCCUAUCAUCUACUGCUGCCUCAAUGACAGAUUCCGCCUGGGCUUCAAGCAUGCCUUCCGGUGCUGCCCCUUUAUCAGUGCCAGCGACUACGAGGGGCUCGAAAUGAAAUCCACCCGGUACCUCCAAACCCAGGGCAGCGUGUAUAAAGUCAGCCGCCUGGAGACCACCAUCUCCACGGUGGUGGGGGUCCACGAGGAGGAGCUGGAGGAUGGUCCCAAGACCACACCCUCGUCCCUGGAUCUGACCUCCAAUGGCUCCUCUCGCAGCAACUCCAAGACCAUGACAGAGAGCUUCAGCUUCUACUCCAACAUGCUCUCCUAGACCGCAGGUCUUCAGCAGGGGCAGCCACCACCAUUUUUGUCUUGCUUCACUUCAUGCAUGGAUAAUGCCUUGAUCUAGAAACCAUCAGAAAUUCCCUAACACUGGGGUUUGUGAAAAAGUUCAGAAUUUUUUAGGGAAAACAUCCAAUCCUGAGUUUAAAAAAAAAUCUGGAUUCUUCUAUGACUUUGAUAUCCCCCAUGCUGUGUGACCCAAGGCAAAUUGCUGAACUUCUCUGAGCUUGUAAAAUGGCAAGGUUGGACUUGAUUUCCCCUAAAUCUCUUCCAUGAUUCUAAAAUUAACUUUGGUUAUAUGUGGGGGCUCAUUUAGGGAUGAAUCCUGCAGCACCUGGAUUUGCCUGGAGCCUCCAUGAACUUCAGUGAAGUUGUCCACAGUCGUGCUCACAUUAUUCUCCUUUAGCUGGUGGAGCACAUCACAUCAACCUUCACUCAUCAGGGUAAACAAAAGAAGGAACCACAUAAAAUCCAAAGGAAAGGUUUAACUCUGUCUUCUAAGCAUCCAUGAAAAGGAAGCAUGGAUGCCUUCCUUUAGAGACCUCAAUAUUUUAGUGCAUUGACACCUCUUGAGAUUGAGAGCCUCAGGUCCAUGUGGAUUAUAUCCCCAGGGACUGUCCUGAACAACCAGUAUGGCAAAAUAGGUCCAGUGAUGCCAGCUAAUGUCUGCUACAGACCAAGAGUCAGCAGGCCUGUGCCAUACUUAAUCUAUCUGAGCCUCUCUUUCCUUAUUUGUAAAAUAUGGGGCUGAGCUAGAUAACCUAAGUACUCCUUUUAACAUUCAGUGGUUCAAGGAUUGUAUGAGUUUUUUGUUAGUUUUAUCAAUUGGUAAUCUCAAAAAGAAUAAGAACAGCAAGUCUAGUGACUUAGUACCCUGUUUCUGUAGAGUAGCAACUGCUACAACGUGUCAAUAUCCAUAUCAAACAUGCUCGGAUUUAUCCUAAAACCACGAGUAUUUUCCUUCUUCUGGAACGUUUUGGUCUUUGACAGAGCAGAGGACUUCAUGUCAAAGUUUGCAUCUCUCCAUCAAGUGUUAGCAGGCCAAGUUCCACAGGUGGAGAUGCCAUCAAGGAAGAUAAACAUGUGGCCUCCCUGCUCUGGCCUUUUGGGGUAUCUUAGGGCAGGGGCACUAAUGCAGUCUUAGCUUUAUUCUAUUAUUCUAGCUUUAUUCUAAGAUGUCCAGUGAGCAAGGAGGCUGGACCCUGCAGCUCCACUUGUGGGAAGAGGCCACCUUAUAUCUUCCCUUCAGAUUCUCUGAAUCUCCCUUCCUGCCCCCAUGGCUUAACUGGCCUCCUGUCUGAAAGGGGUGGGAAGACCCACCAACCCCACAGGACAGUCAGUCUACCAAGAGCCAUGAAUUUAAUCCUUCAUGUCUCAGCAAAGCUUUGAGGUUUCCAGUAGGUGAGCACACAAUUUCUUGAUGUCUCCCAGAUUUGUGCUUUGUCCAGAUGUGGCUAUAAGCAGAAGUCUCAUGUAACGUCCAUGAAUGUCUUCCUUGUGGUUUGAAGAAUGGAUGCACAUGUGCUGCAUUUGUGGUGUUGACAGAGACCAAUGCUGCCCACAGGCUCUCUAGCCUUUACUAGCCAUGAGGGCUAUAACCCUACCAGGGCAUUAGCAGCCCUGAGAAAGUUGUAUAGCAACAGUAUACGCCAAAAUAACCCAAUAGCCACAUUCUGCAGAGCAGCAUGGGAAGGAUUAAAUAAAUUAAAUAAAGUUAUUUCAGUGUAGACAUAUGGAUGAAAGACAUAAUUUAGGGGCAAAAAAAAAAAUCAAUGCCCAAAGCAUUAAUCAUACUUCCAAUAAAAACUGUACCAUGUUAUUCAUUCCAGAGGGGUAUAUAAGGAACCAGAAUGAUUAUAAAAAAUACCCAAGAAGAAAAGUGUCUAGGAGUUGGGAACAUCCUCUCUGUUGAAGAGGUUAGAGUUGAAUUCAACAAUUUGUUGAGUACCUGCUCUGUGCUUAGCCCUGAGCUGGGGACACAAAGCUCCUCCACUCUGGAGGAACCUACCAGACUGGUUUGUGGCUAGCUCACCUGUCCUAAUGGGUCAAGACUACCCAUCAGGCAUGGAGGCAGCUGAGAAGCACAUUCUCCCCAGGAUUUUAAAGACCUACCCUCAACAGGGGUAAUCAAGCCAAAACCUAGCACCUUCAGAGAGACUUUUGCAAUGAGUUCUCUGAGAUCAUUGCAAAGGGAGCCACCAAGGGAACUGAAGGGAUGUGGUUGGACAGCAUCAACACCACAGAGAGAAGAGAGAAUAUUGGAUGGUCCUGGCUAGUUCAACUAUGGCAGAACAUCCUACUGAGAGAGCCCAGCAAGCCUUCCUCUAACCUAUUCUCCAGUGAACUUAUUAAAAUGUUGUCAGCUCCCAUGUGUGAGAAACACCAUGAUUUGCACUGUGCAUGGGUCUCAUUUUUAUAGAAAUGUGUCACCCUGUGUUUAUCUCCUGAGUGUUUUUCCUUGGUAUAGUGUUCAGUAGUAAAAGAAUAUAAGAUAUCAUGGGGCCAUCUUUAUUAUGUUACUUCCAAAAAGUGGGAUCCAGUUGCUGUCAAUGUGUUAUUUGUACUGUGCCAAUCCUCCUCCUCUUCAUUUCGUCACAGAAAGGAGCUGAGACAUAUAUCACAAACUCAGUCAAAUCAUAGUAUUUGAGGGGUGGGUGAGAGACCUUUCUGGGAGGAACUGAAGGACAGGAAUCCUUGUCCUCCCCACUCCCACCAGAAUUUGAAGACACACUGGAAUGUCCUUUCUCUUGGAAGGACUAAGAGUUCUCCUGGAAAAAGGGGACUCAGGAGCUGACCUCAUUGACCUGGUUUUCAAGAAGAGUCUAUAAGUGGACAGGGGUCAUUCCUGAGGUUUCUGUUAUCCAGCCUGGGAUCCUGGAAAGAAUCUCCAUACAGAAAUAAAGUGUGUGUUUGACCAUC